GCGAAUAGGAUCGCACAAAUUGUUUGCUAUCACGUGUUCCGUUGAGUUGCUUGCCCUGCUGUCAUGUCACACUCAGCUAGAAACGCAAACAACCUAGGCUCAUUAGUUCAAAAGAACACGGGUGGCCCAUCGGAUACUCAGCGGAGCAAUGGUUCAAGUAAUGAGCGGCCUCUCAAGCUGAACACGUCUCUUUUUCGAAAGGCGAAGGUUCACAAUGCGAAUAGGUUCACACCUGGCAGCAGCAACAGUCAUAGGUUUGCACCCCCACAACCACCUUCGGCUGUUAAUCAGGGUCGGAAUGGGCCCAUAAAAGCAACUGUCUCCCCAAGCUUUAGUGAAAUUUCGCCACUCAUGGUUGGUGAAUCUGAUCCUCCAAGGGACACGCAAAAUCACGAUCCCAAUCCAUACUCGAGCUUCAUCCCUGCUAGUGAAAAUGGCCCUCAGCUCAAUAGAGUCGAUUUCCCUACCACUCCAGAGUCCUCCUUUAGCUUUCGUCUAGACCCGGUCAACGCAAUACAAGAAGCUUCAUUCACUUUGGAUCCCACUUGGGAUGGGACUUCUGCGUCUUCGCUCAUCAUCAAACCCUCCAAAAGCCUCAGGUUGGGAUUGGAGGGCGGGCCAAACGCACAAUCUGGCUUCGCAAGCAACCAUAGCACCUCUCCACCAGCCAGCACGCCGCAGACGGCCGUCUCAGGCCCAGCAGGCUUGUCGGAUGCUGAACGUCACCAUGGACAUCGCGAAAGCAAUAAACGUCCUCUCGAGUCUCCAGGGACUAAUAUCGAUGACUCAAAGAAGCUGAAGACAGCGCAAUUCAGGAUGAAUAUUGAUGGGUUGAAUGCCUCUCAUAGUCCUAAUAGUUCUCGCGAUCAUCAGCAACGGAUCACUUUGGACCAGCAUGCGGCAGACAACUUGGUGCUAGUGGAAACUAUAAGAGCCAAAUAUACCAGUUGCACGCUCGAUGAAUGGUUUGAAGCCGGUCAAGGUGAGUGUGGAAUUCCAAUGAUCUUUAUGGAAAUUUGUAAUCCACACUGAAUGCUAGUCCUUGCGAAGGAAAUUUCCGGAUUGGUCGAGUUUGUCCAAAACUACAUGCGGUAAGGGCAUUUGGUUCCAAUUUUCUCUUGUACUGGAUGGUCGUAUCUAGUUGCAGGAUGGAGAAAUAUCUCACCCUUCACACCCGUACGGCUGCUUACUCAAGGGACGUACUGGACUCUCGGGAUACCGCUUUGAAGGGUGCUACUGAUAGCCUUGUUGCUUCUGCUGGAGCCCUGAUUG
This is a messenger RNA of Cantharellus anzutake, 1272 nucleotides long. RefSeq lists its product as uncharacterized. The transcript has 3 exons. Bases 64 to 1032 code for a protein of 322 amino acids. The record is from RefSeq and is a predicted model, not a curated record. Lineage: Eukaryota; Fungi; Basidiomycota; Agaricomycetes; Cantharellales; Hydnaceae.